UUGAGAUCUCUGGAUUUUUCUUCCCCCUCUUCUGCAGAGACUCCUCUGGACAAAUGAGAAAUGAUGUGAGGGACCAGAUAGUGGCGGUCUUAGAAGCAGAAGUGGAGAAUGGCUCUUGAGAAGGUUGUCCUGGCUCAACUUCUCAAUUCUUACAAUAGAUAACUUUGAGGAGAAGAAUCCCUGGGACCCUGAGUCCCACCUGGUCACUCACCUUGCGAAGGCUUUGGAUGCAUCAGGAUCAGGGGCAGCUCCACACCGACAUCACUGCAAGGAUCCCAAGGGGGACCAUGGCCAAUGCAGAGUCCUCGUUGCCCACAACCCUAGGCCUCAGCACAGAUCCUGACACAAGUGAGGUGGAGCUGGACUGCCGGUUUGACGAGGAGUUCAAGUUCAUCCUGCUGCCCGUGAGCUAUGCGAUUGUCUUUGUGCUGGGCCUAGGCCUCAAUGCCCCGACCCUCUGGCUCUUCCUCUUUCGCCUCCGACCCUGGGAUGCAACAGCCACCUACAUGUUCCACCUGGCCUUGUCAGACACUUUGUAUGUGCUGUCGCUGCCCACCCUCAUCUACUAUUAUGCGGCCCGCAACCACUGGCCCUUUGGCACUGGGCUCUGCAAAUUUAUCUGCUUUCUCUUCUGUUGGAACCUCUACUGCAGUGUCUUUUUCCUCACCUGCAUCAGUGUGCAUCGCUACCUGGGGAUCUGCCACCCACUGCGGGCACUACGCUGGGGCCACCCGCACCUUGCAAGCCUUCUUUGCCUGGCAGUUUGGUUGGUCGUAGCUGGCUGCCUUGUACCCAACCUGUUCUUUGUCACAACCAGCACCAAGGAGGACACCAUCCUGUGCCAUGAUACCACUUGGCCUGAGGAAUUUGACCACUAUGUACACUUCAGCUCAGCAAUCAUGGGGCUGCACUUUGGCGUGCCCUGCCUGGUUACUCUCGUCUGCUAUGGGCUCCUGGCCCGGCGCCUGUAUCGGCCCUUGCCAGGGGCUGCCCAGUCGUCUUCUCGUCUGUGUUCUCUCCGCACCAUCGCUGUGGUGCUGACUGUCUUUGCUGUCUGCUUCAUGCCUUUCCACAUCACCCGCACCAUUUAUUACAUGGCAAGGCUGUUGGAAGCUGACUGCCGGGUGCUGAACAUUGUCAACGUGGUUUACAAAGGGACUCGGCCCCUGGCCAGUGCCAACAGCUGCCUGGAUCCUGUGCUCUACCUGCUCACUGGGGCCAAGUAUCGACCUCAGCUCUGGCAGCUCUGCAGUAAUGGCGGGCCCCAGCCCCGCACGGCUGCCUCCUCCCUGGCACUGGUGUCCCUGCCUGAGGAUAGCAGUUGCAGGUGGACAGCCACCCCCCAGGACAGUGGCUGCCCUAUCCCUAGGGCAGACAGAUUGUACCACUGGAAGCCAGGAAGUGAGAGAAAAGGGGGUGAGCGCAGGAUAAAGGUGGGGGAACCUAAUAGUGAUACGUGAUAUGGCUGCUUCCUCUUCUUUUCCAGGCCCUGGAGAGAGGCCCUCUCCCUGAGGGUUGGGGGAAGGCAGGGAAAUCACAUGUGACGCCAUCUCUCAUAAACCCUUCAGUUGGCCUCUCCUUUUUAGCCAAAGGCAGUUGCAGCCACUCUUCCUCCUCUACUUCUUUCUCUUUGUUUCUGUCCCCUUCCUGGGGCCAUUGGUCCUGUUUCUGGAUCCUAUAUGGCUUCCUGGAAAUCUUCCCCAGUCCUCCUUCCCCCUCCCUUUUCCUCCACAUCCUUGUAUAGCAUGUGUUCCUCCAGAGCAGACCAUUCACCUGGAGGGGUGGAGAAACUGGGGUAAUCUCAGGAUUGGCCUGACUUAUCUGCUGGUGAUAGCCAGAAUCAGAAAGCGGGGGCACCAGCAUAUCACAGAUGCCAAGGAUGUGACAUAGUGACCACACCCACUUCCUAGUUGCCCCUUGAGGACAGGAUAGUCUUGCCUACCAGGUGCUAAAAUAGGGCACAAUCCCAGAGAGCCUGCAUGUCAGAGUCCCCACAUGCAGCUGGAGGCAUGGCACUGUUGAACUGGGGUACAGCCACGAGGCAGAGAGGGAGCCCUGAGUCAUACCAUGGGGUGGGGACCCUGAGGAGCCCCAGGGGGCGGGGCCCAAGCUGAUAACGGCCUUUGGAACAGGAAUGGGACUGGACCUCCUUUAUGAUAUUUGCUGAUAGCAUAUUUGACAGUUCUCUUGUACUUAGUGAAAGGAAGAGGGGAUGGCUCAAAGAGGGAGGAGCUCUUGUGUUUAUGGCUGUAAGUUCUGGCACCAAGGGGUAGAGCAAGUUUGUGCAGAGGUUGGGGUGAUGACAGGGAUCGAUGCCCAGAGCUGGCUCUUCACUGGUCUCUCUUCUUUCUCUAGCUCCUGCCCUAGAUACAUGAUAUAUCUGUCACCAGCUCUUUCAGAUCAAGCUGUAGGGCUCCGAGGUCAGGGCAGGGCACUGGAACUAGGACAGCUCCCCUCAGAGUCUCCUAUCCAGUCACUCACCACCAGCAUGGUCUUAGUGCUUAUGGGCUUAUGAGAAUGGGGGGUAUGGAACUUGGGGAGCUAACCCCCAAGCCUUGGAAAGUAAGAGUUUCUGGGCUGGCAUUCACAAGAAGGGUGGGCUUACACUUCUAGGCACCCCCUCUGAAAUCACCUUCCAGCCCAUUGGUCUCCUGAGUCUUCAGCCUUCCUUUUCUUUUGCCCCACCCUUGCUGACCUGUCUCUGAUCUCUUACUUGUCUAUUUGCUUCUAAGGGGUCUCUCUGGAGAGUAAGGUUGGGGCUGGUCUGAAGGGAAAAAAUGACUUCAAUGCCCCUGAGUGCCCCUUUGCAUUCUUUUAAGUGCUCCCUCUUCCUCCCUAGAUAUCCAGAACCCGCCUAUUACCCAGGACCCUUUCCGUUAGGAGUAAAUGAACUAGCCUUCUUCUUACUAGUCUCCCAGUCUCAUGGCCACUACCUAGACUGUUACAUACCCUGUUCCUCAUCUGCACUCUCUCCCUUUUAUUCCUAUGACUACAGCCUCCUUGCCUAUCAUCUCUCCUACCCACGAGUCCCACCCAGUAAAGCUGCUGUCUCCAUCACAACUGACCCAACCUCUUCCAUAUCUCCAGUCCACUUAACUCCUUUAUGCUUAAUCAGGACUAACUGCCCAGACUUUGUGGUCUCCUACUUUAGGGCUGCCUUCUCUCACACUCUAACUUUAGUUAAAAUGCCUUGACUUUCACCGGGGACCAAUCUUUUCCUCUCUCCUAGUACUGGAAAAGAUUGCAGAUGAAGCCAGAGCACAAGACUUGCUUGACCCACUGAAACUUCAUGUCUUGGAACUUCAUCUAAGCCCCCGUUCCUCUUAGCUUGCUGAGUUCCUAGUGAAAUUCCAGAGCAUCUGUUUCCUGUGUUUUCCACCUUCUCAAGGCCCCAACUUCAUCCUGCCCUAUGACCCCUUAAGAGUUACCUUGCCUCCUGCAAAAAUGAGAUGAUCUAAUACCUCAACUUCUCUCUGCUUCAUUCACGAUAACUCUACUUCUAUAUCCGCCUUGUCUUUCUCCCUUUCUUCCCUGCAGUCCCAGAAUAACAGGUGGCCCUCUUUCUUGUUCCUUUGUUUAUCCCUCUUCAUCAUUUUUAGUCUCUUCCAUAACUGAUUUCAUCUCAUCUUUAAAAAAAAAACCCCACAACAAAAACCAACCAAACAAAAAUAAAGUGUUACCACUGUUACCUUGACCCUGCUAUCUCUUCUAGCUGCCAUUCUAUUCAUCUUAUUCAUUUCACUGUCAAAUUUCUAGAAAGAGUACCGUAAACCCCAUUUCCUCACCACAGAGUCACCCUUAACUCUCUGAAUCUGAUUUCCUUCCUACACUUUUCUGUACCUAGAAGAACACAAAUUACCUCAUAAAUAAGAUCUUUAAUAAUCUUUUCUCUACCUUCAUCUUCUUUGACUUCUCUACUUCACUUCACCCUGUUGCACAUCCUCUUUAAAAAUUUUUAUAAAAACAACAUUAAAAAAUUCCACUAUGACAACAUCAAAGGAAAUUUUGAAAGAAAAUAUACAUCUAUACUUCCAAACCCUAGACAAUUGUUUUCAUUUUUCCAUGUUCCGUGCUUUUUCAAUUUGUAUAAUAUAUAUUUUUUACAUGUCUAAUUAUAAUGUAUGUAUAUUUUUAAAUUCUGCUUUUAAAAAACUUUUUAUUGUAAAUAGUCUCCUUGUGUUACAGCCUUUGAUAUUUAUCAUUUCAGUGGCCACAUAAGAUUACAUCCCUCAGUAGAUUAUAUUUUAUUUGACUAUUCCUCUAUUAUUGGGCAUUUAGACAACUCUCAAUUUUUCUGUGCUUUG
Molecule: messenger RNA, 4304 nt
Organism: Diceros bicornis minor
Lineage: Eukaryota; Metazoa; Chordata; Mammalia; Perissodactyla; Rhinocerotidae
Gene: P2RY4
Product: pyrimidinergic receptor P2Y4
Biological process (GO): transepithelial chloride transport; G protein-coupled receptor signaling pathway
Cellular component (GO): plasma membrane
Molecular function (GO): G protein-coupled purinergic nucleotide receptor activity; G protein-coupled UTP receptor activity
Source: RefSeq, a predicted model, not a curated record